Molecule: messenger RNA, 1140 nt
Organism: Lodderomyces pseudojiufengensis
Lineage: Eukaryota; Fungi; Ascomycota; Pichiomycetes; Serinales; Debaryomycetaceae
Gene: AOX1
Product: Aox1p
Exons: 1
Coding region: 1-1140 (379 amino acids)
Biological process (GO): alternative respiration
Cellular component (GO): mitochondrion
Molecular function (GO): alternative oxidase activity
Source: RefSeq, a predicted model, not a curated record
AUGAUUAGAAAUUCAAUAAAUUAUCAAUUACCAAAAUUAUCAACAAGUUUUUAUUUAACUCAAUUAUCAACUAUAAGAAAUUUAGCAACAGCAACAACUGUACCAAGUGCAAAUUCAAAAUCAAGUCAAUCACCACCAAAAAAAAUAGAUCAUAAUAAAGAUGAUAAAUUACCAGUAUCAAAUUUAGAUAUGAAAUCAUCAAAUAUAAAUCAAAAAAGAAAAAAUUUUUUAGAUAUUAAAACCAUUGUUUAUGAUAAUGCAGCGAUAGAAGUAAGAGAUGAUGAUAAAUUUUUAACAAAACCAGCUUAUCCUCAUGUUGGGUUUACAGAAGCAGGAGUUUAUAGAGUUAAAGUAACUCAUAGAAUUCCAAGAACUUUGGGUGAUAAAAUAAGUUAUCAUGGUACAAUGUUUUGUAGAAAUUGUUUUGAUUUUAUAACUGGUUAUAAAGCUUUACAACCUGGUGAAAAUAAAGAUAAAUAUAAGGGAACAAGAUAUGAAAUGACUGAAGGAAAAUGGUUAACAAGAGUUAUAUUUUUAGAAUCUAUUGCAGGAGUUCCAGGAGCUGUAGCAUCAUUUUUAAGAACUUUAAAUUCUUUAAGAUUAUUAAAAAGAGAUAAAGCAUGGAUUCAAACUUUAAUUGAUGAAGCUUAUAAUGAAAGAAUGCAUUUAUUAACAUUUAUUAAAAUUGGUCAACCUUCAUGGUUUACAAGAACAAUAAUGUAUAUUGGUCAAGGAAUAUUUGCAAAUGCAUUUUUUUUAUGUUAUUUAGCUAAUCCAACUUAUUGUCAUAGAUUUGUUGGUUAUUUAGAAGAAGAAGCUGUUAGAACUUAUACUCAUUUAAUUGAUGAAUUAAAUGAUCCUGAAAAAUUAAAGGGUUUCCAAUCAAUGUUAAUACCAACAAUUGCAGUACAAUAUUGGCCAUCAUUAUCAGAAGAAUCAAGUUUCAAAGAUUUAAUUUUAAGAAUAAGAGCUGAUGAAUCAAAACAUAGAGAAAUUAAUCAUACUUUAGCAAAUUUAAAUCAAAGACAAGAUAGAAAUCCUUUUGCUUUACAAAUUAAAGGUUUAGAUAAACCUCAACCAAAUUAUGGUUUAGAUGUUGUUAGACCAACUGGCUGGGAAAGAAAAGAUUUAGAUCUCUAG